This is a messenger RNA of Coccidioides immitis RS, 399 nucleotides long. RefSeq lists its product as uncharacterized. NCBI's taxonomy places the organism in Eukaryota, Fungi, Ascomycota, Eurotiomycetes, Onygenales, Onygenaceae. The transcript has a single exon. The coding region runs from base 1 to 399 and encodes 132 amino acids. The record is from RefSeq and is a predicted model, not a curated record.
AUGGCCAACCCAACGCCCUGCCGGGUCGGGCUCCGGGGAAAAUCCAAAAGAGGCGCAGUCUGCGUAGACCUCUCUGAAACAGCCAACCUGAUUAAAGCUUCACAUGAUGAUAACGGGCUUCUGCCCAGCCCAGUUAACCUAUGUAUGGGGUGGGUAUGUGAUCCCGAUUUUGAGAAAAGAUUCGAUGGUUCGAAUCGCACCAGCUUUCAGAGCAGAGAAAGAUAUUCUCGAAACCCAAUAACGUCCCCAUUGGCCCUAGCGGCGACAGAAUCUCAACAAUCUUCCCGCCUCCCUUACGGGGAUCCUAAUAAUAUGAAAGAGACGCAUCGCAAGACAUCCAUCCAUGGCUUUGUUCCGAGCGGACUUGGCGCUGGGGUGGAAAGGGGGAUGAACACGUGA